AAACCACACCGAAUAUCAAGGACUAUUUCGUACUUUCCCACCUGCAACCCCCUCUCUCUCAAGCUUCACCCACAACCUCUCUGCAUCUUUCUGCGUGAAGAGUGAGGGAGAUUUCGCGCGCCAAACACACGACGGUGCUAUCAACUCCGGCGGUGUCGCCGUAACGCCACUCCACUACUCUCUCUCUCUCUCUCGCUGAGCCUGGGAGAUGAAGUUGUCAUCACUUUGGAUUCUCAGCCUUCUCAUUCUCUGCGAUCUACUUCUCUCUCAUCCUUCAUUCGCCGAUAAGUCGGAAACGGAGGAGCCGGAGCUUCUUCUACCGGAAACCAACGUAACCGCCAUCGGUAAUGCCUCGCUUGCGAGAUCCAAGGAUGACAGCUUCGCUACCAUGAUUGAUCGGGCUCUCGAGAGGGAGUUCCCUGAGAAUGAGCAGAAUGAAGGCACUGAUGAUCCUGGUAGUUUCAACAACAGUGUUAAUGAUCAGCAGGCUGUUUUGGAAACUGUUGCAAGAGUUAAGUCCAAGAAAAAUGAAAGCAAAGAGGAAAAGUCAUUUCAGUUCCAUGAUGUUUUCAAUUUGGAUAAUGAGAACCGGGCAGAGGACAUGCCAACUUUAAUUGAUCGGAAGGACAAUGUCUUUAUCAUAUCCAAUCCCAAGUCAAAAUAUCCUGUUCUUCAAUUAGACUUGAGAUUGAUAUCAGAUCUUGUGGUUGUUAUUGUCUCUGCCACCUGUGGUGGCAUUGCCUUUGCUUGUGCUGGACAACCGGUUUUGACCGGAUAUCUGCUAGCAGGAUCAAUCAUUGGCCCAGGAGGAUUUGGUUUUGUUAGUGAAAUGGUCCAAGUUGAGACAGUUGCUCAGUUUGGUGUCAUUUUUUUGCUCUUUGCAUUGGGCUUAGAGUUUUCCACAACAAAGCUUCGAGUUGUUCGAGCAGUGGCUAUUCUUGGAGGUCUGCUCCAAAUUUGUUUAUUUAUGUGCUUGUGUGGAAUAACAGCUUCGUUAUGUGGUGGUAAAUCAUCUGAAGGAAUAUUUGUUGGUGCAUUUCUGUCCAUGUCUUCAACAGCAGUGGUCUUGAAAUUCUUAAUGGAAAGGAAUAGCAUCAACGCCCUCCAUGGUCAGGUCACAAUUGGAACCUUGAUUCUUCAGGAUUGUGCAGUUGGUUUGCUCUUUGCAUUACUUCCUGUCUUGGGUGGAACAUCAGGUGUUCUUCAGGGAGUUAUAUCCAUGACUAAAUCGUUAUUGGUAUUACUUACAUUUUUAGCCGUUUUGUCAAUAUUAUCUCGUACUUGUGUACCGUGGUUCCUUAAGCUUAUGAUAAGCUUAUCAUCUCAGACCAAUGAACUUUAUCAGUUGGCAUCAGUGGCGUUCUGUCUACUUGUUGCUUGGUGUAGUGAUAAGCUGGGUUUGAGCCUGGAACUAGGUUCCUUUGCUGCAGGAGUGAUGAUAUCAACGACAGAUCUUGGUCAACAUACACUUGAACAAGUUGAGCCAAUUCGCAACUUUUUUGCGGCUCUGUUCUUGGCCAGCAUUGGGAUGCUUAUACAUGUCCAUUUCCUUUGGAAUCAUGUUGACAUUUUACUGGCUGCUGUUAUAUUGGUGAUCAUUAUAAAAACAAUUGUAGCUGCAGCUGUUGUCAAGGGGUUUGGAUACAACAACAAGACUUCAGUUCUUGUUGGGAUGUCCCUAGCACAAAUUGGGGAAUUUGCUUUCGUUCUUCUCAGUCGUGCUUCAAAUCUUCAUUUAGUUGAGGGAAAGUUGUACUUAUUGCUCUUGGGAACAACAGCUCUCAGUCUGGUGACUACACCAUUGCUUUUCAAGCUCAUUCCUGCUGUUGUGCAUCUUGGUGCCUUGUUGCGGUGGUUCCCUCCUGACGGUCCAGCUGAGAUUGCAUUUAAAGCGGACAGUUUUCGAGCAGACAGUGCUAAGCGUAUUACUUUGAUGGUUCAAGGCUCUCAUGAUUCAUGAUAGUGAAAUAUAUUAUGAAACAGAAAUGAAAUCUGCGGAUUAUACCUGAUGGCUUCUAACAGUUUGGACAGGUGCCGAAGAGUGCUACUAAGGUUUGACUAUUCAUUCUCUACUACAAAGAACUGUAUAUUCUGCCUGCUUUGGGAGCACGUACCGGAAACAGUGAUGCAAUGGCAAACGCAGGCCACGGGAACCGGAUUCAUCAACUAACCUAGUAAAUGGCCAUGUUGUUAUUAACUUGAAUGGCCAAUUUUUGUGUAUAAAGUAAUGUCUAGCUGCAGUUAGUAGUGUAAUUCAUUUGAAAUACGAUACUGUUAAAUUACCCCUCCCCCCCCUAAUGUUCCCAUUUUACUUUAUCCCAAAUUUUGGGUUGAUUGGUUUUUGAAUAUGUGUAAGUUGUCUACACACAGUCAAAUGUAUUAUGCUCAUAGACUGUUGAACUGAUUAGUGAUAGCGGAAAGUAAAUUGAUUUGUUCA
Messenger RNA from Lotus japonicus, 2437 nucleotides. RefSeq names its product K(+) efflux antiporter 4-like. Gene Ontology annotation, cellular component: membrane. Gene Ontology annotation, biological process: proton transmembrane transport; potassium ion transmembrane transport. The record is from RefSeq and is a predicted model, not a curated record. Bases 209 to 1960 code for a protein of 583 amino acids. The transcript has 20 exons. Gene Ontology annotation, molecular function: potassium:proton antiporter activity. Lineage: Eukaryota; Viridiplantae; Streptophyta; Magnoliopsida; Fabales; Fabaceae.